Messenger RNA from Topomyia yanbarensis, 1153 nucleotides. RefSeq lists its product as uncharacterized. Bases 80 to 1111 code for a protein of 343 amino acids. The transcript has 3 exons. NCBI's taxonomy places the organism in Eukaryota, Metazoa, Arthropoda, Insecta, Diptera, Culicidae. The record is from RefSeq and is a predicted model, not a curated record.
GCUCGAUCACUGCAUCGAAAUUGAAUCUUUUCGUUCUUUAUGAAAUAGCAAGUACUUUUUAUAUCCAUAGUGGUUCUAAAUGUUUGUUAUCGAAGAAGUUAUGCUUAGUGACAAUAAUGAAGUGUUUUCCGAAGAAGAGUAUCUUAUGGAAGAAGAAGGAGAGUUGCCAGAAUCGAAACAUAAAUCAACCAACGACUAUGCACAAGCAGCGAUUGUUCCAAAAAAGAAAGUUCCCAUUAUACGAAAACCGGGGGAAGUGGUUACUCCAGUUUAUCUAAGAACCGCUCAGUCAGCCGAAAAGGCACCUCCAGCUUCAAAUGCACCUCGAGCUAAUUGGAGCAAAAUCACCUCUCCUGCCAUGAGGAUACCGCUGAAACCGAGUCGCACAUCAGCUGUGGCACAGUUAUCCGACAAAGAUUUUCUUGAAGAUUGUAAAUCAGAUGAACAAUCUGAUUCGGACACGAAUGCCGACCUUACACCAAUAAUUGAUAAUUUCAAAACAAAAUACAAGGGUGAACAACUGGAUCGUAUUGAGCAAAAAUUAGAUUAUAUAGUUACACAGCUUUCCCAGCACGACAAUGUUUUGAAAACACUCAAACGCAGCAUCAAAGAGCUUCAAGCGUCAGAAUCAAAACGUGAAUCUAGCUCCCGGCCGUCAAACAAUGAAAGUUCAAAAAAGUCGCGUAAACGGCUUAUCAUGUUCCCAGUUGCCGACGAUAACUAUUUGGUUCGUAUGGAGGAAUUAGUUCAUGCUGAUGAGGAAGUCCGGGACGACUUAAUCGAUCUUUUCAACGAGGCCCCAGCCACUAGUGUGUAUGAGUUUUUACGAAAGAACACUUACUCUCUGUUUACGCAUACUUCGAAGUACACCUGGACCGGAAAACCAUCCAACAGAGACCUGACGGGCCCUCCAUCGAAUGUAGCACAAAAGCUAUAUAUUGUGGAACUGCUCAUAGUAUGUGCCUGCGAACGAUUUCCGGACACUGCCCGUGAGUACAUAGAAAAGGAGUUCCGACGGGCUUUGCGUAAUUUUAACGAUACGAAAUAUGUCAAGUGGAUGAAAAAAGCGGAAAGGGCGAAUGCGUCGAUUUUACCGGAUGAUGUUAAAUGAGUGGUAUUAAGAAAACUAAUAAAAUUGACAUUCAAAAAUAAA